UUUUCCAUUCGGCGGAGGGGGGCCGGGGAGGGGGCUCCGCCGGAUCGUGCCGUCCGCGCCGAGCGGCAGGCGGCGGGCCCGGGCGGGGCGGCGGAGGAUGUUGCGGCCGGUGGGGCCGCCGGGACGGCGCUGAGGCGUCGCUGUCCCGAACGCGGCGCAGCGGAGUUCCAAACUGGACCAAGUUUGGCUGUACUUCUAUAACGAUAGCAGAAGGUGGUCCACGCUUCCUGAAUUUAUAAGAUGAGGAGUAACCAUGUCCGCAACUCAGAGAAGGAAACUGGCAAGUUCAUGUUGAGGUGUAUUCUCAAGACAAGAUACAGAGACUUGUAUGCUUUUCUGGAUAACGUAAUCCAUGGAUAAAGUGGGAAAGAUGUGGAACAAUUUCAAAUACAGGUGCCAGAAUCUCUUCAGUCAUGAGGGUGGAAGCCAAAAUGAAAAUGUAGUUGUGAACUCCAAUAGUUGCUCAUCUGCUAAAGAGAAAGCUAUCCAAAUAACUGAGUUGGCUCAACAGCAACCCAGCAGCCCUUUGAGAGAAAACAUUGCUUUGCAAUUAGGUUUAAGUCCUUCAAAGAAUUCAGCAAGGCGGAACCAAAACUGUGUCACAGAAAUUCCUCAGAUUGUUGAAAUAAGCAUUGAGAAGGAGAAUGACUCGUGUGUCACCACUGGAGCUAGACUUGCUCGAAGGGACUCUUAUUCUCGGCAUGCUCCUUGGGGUGGGAAGAAGAAGCAUUCCUGCUCUACCAAAACCCAGAGCUCCUUGGAUACCGAAAAAAGAUUUGGUAGAACACGAAGUGGUUUGCAAAGGAGGGAGAGAAGGUAUGGGGUGAGUUCUGUCCAUGAUACAGAUGCAGUAUCAAACAGGACAGUAGGUAGCCGUUCUCUGCGACAGCGUCUACAAGAUACUGUUGGGCUGUGUUUUCCCAUGAGAACUUACAGCAAACAGUCCAAACCUCUGUUUUCUAACAAAAGAAAGAUCCAUCUCUCUGAACUGAUGCUUGAGAAAUGUCCUUUUCCUGCAGGCUCCGAUCUGGCCCAGAAGUGGCAUCUGAUUAAACAACACACAGCGCCUGUGAGUCCUCAUUCAACUUUUUUUGACACGUUUGAUCCUUCCUUGGUUUCCACAGAAGAUGAAGAAGACAGGCUCAGAGAGAGGCGUAGACUUAGUAUUGAAGAAGGGGUUGAUCCCCCUCCCAAUGCCCAAAUACAUACUUUUGAAGCUACAGCACAGGUUAAUCCGUUGUAUAAACUGGGACCAAAGUUAGCCCCUGGUAUGACUGAGCUGACGGGGGACAAAAACAUAACACCUCCAGGGAACUGUGACUCUGAAGAGGACACAACAACGCUUUGUCUGCAGUCACGCAGGCAGAAGCAGCGUCAGAUGUCUGGAGAGAGCCACGGCCAUAUUGGCAGGCAGGGGGCUUGGAAAGUGCAUACUCAAAUCGAUUACAUCCAUUGCCUUGUGCCAGACUUACUUCAGAUCACAGGUAACCCGUGUUACUGGGGUGUGAUGGACCGCUAUGAAGCAGAAGCACUUCUGGAGGGGAAACCCGAAGGCACUUUUUUGCUCAGGGACUCUGCGCAAGAGGACUACCUCUUCUCUGUGAGCUUCCGUCGUUACAACCGAUCGCUACAUGCACGCAUUGAGCAGUGGAAUCACAACUUUAGUUUCGAUGCCCAUGAUCCCUGUGUGUUUCACUCCUCCACUGUUACAGGGCUUCUGGAACACUACAAAGACCCUAGCUCUUGCAUGUUCUUUGAACCAUUGCUUACUGUAUCUCUGAACAGGACUUUCCCCUUUAGUCUGCAGUAUAUCUGCCGGGCAGUAAUCUGCAGGUGCACUACGUAUGAUGGAAUUGAUGACCUUCCUCUACCCUCAAUGUUGCAAGACUUUCUAAAGGAAUAUCACUAUAAACAAAAAGUCAGGGUGCGAUGGCUGGAGCGGGAACCUAUAAAAAACAAGUAAACGAAAAUCAGAAUAAGCUUCUAGAAUAUGCUUUUUUUUGUGUGUUACAGUUUAACUGCAGCAAGCUCACCAACAAUGUCUAGCUUUUCUGCAAUAUCCUAUUUAAGCUGAGUGUUAGUAUCCUGUCAGAUGCUGCCUGCUGUUAAUCAAACUAAGUUGUGAUGCCUCUUGGAAACAACAAGCAGAUACAAUUCUGCACGUUUUUCAUUAAGGCCUAAUGAAAAUAUUUUUGCUAAUUUCUAAAUACUUUUUCCCUUUUAUAACUGUAGUAAUUGGAUGAAGAAACUAUGAGGCAUUUUCCAUAGGGCAUUCAUGUAAUGCUAGUAAAGAAAGGCUUUAUUAGAGGAGCAUUUUUGCUAGUAUUUGAAGUAUUUUUUUAAAAUUUUCUUGAAAACUUUCCACUACUCAAAGUACUAAUUUAGCUCACAGACAAGUUUCCAAAUACUAGUGAGUAAUGAAGAGCAGUUCAUUAGAAGCAGUCCAUUAAGAGUUAAUGGUGCUUUGAUGCUAACAGAUGAAUCAUGCUUUUCUCAGUGUAUAAGGUUUCCUAAUCAUUAAGACUUGAAUAUGCCUGCUCAGUACUGUAAUUCUAUUUUAAACACUUGGAGAUUUAAGUGGCAUUGUUAGCAAAAGUAAUAAACUGUCUUGGACAGUUAAAUACCUUCCAGUGUGAAUUACUGAUUCAGUGACAGGACACAGGAUUAGAUUAUUGCCAUGAAACAAAAGGUUGCAAUUUUUUCUAAGACAGAACUUGGUGGCCUGACUGCUAGUAACUUACAAUGGAAGGUAAUAGUGAAGAGAAAAAAAUGUUGAAUUGUUUAAAGUCGUCUGAUAUUUUUAUGGCAAAAAUUACAAGUGGUUGAAUUAUUAUAAUCAGAAUACUAAAUCUGACGUAUCUGAAAUAAAUGUCAUGUUUCAGAGGUACUGCUACACUUUAUUUGUAAAUAUCUUUCCAUUUGCGCUUUUAAAAAAAUGUUUUAAAGUAAAAUGCACUGAUUAUAGUUUCAACAGAUUACUUGGAAACAGGAUUCUAAGUUCUGUUUGCUUAUUUAAUGGGAGAUGGAACUUAAAAUAGUUCUGUCUUAGACAUUUUUGCACUAAAAUUUUGUUGGAAUGCCCUGACCCCUGUUUAAUGUUUUGUACCAAUUAUGAGUGCUCUCUAGUUUCUUUACCAGCUGCUACAGUAUGUUAUUACUUACUUCUCUAUGGCAGUGACCUGUGCGAGGUAGGGAACAUUUUGGCUGCAAGUACAAUAAACGUUAUUCUUGUAUGCUACACUAACCCUUCUAUUGAUGUAUUUUUCUGCUUGCUGUGCCUUGUUCUGGCUUUUUGUGCUAAUAAAGUACGGUAUGUUCAGUGUUAUACUUGUAUAUCUGCUCUGUUUUUAUAUAUUCACGUAACGUGUAGCAGAUAACUGCAUUUUUAAUAGGCUUUUCUUAGUACUUAGUAUAGGUAAUGCACAAAUACUGUGCAGUUGAAUAUUGGUUGGUCAGCACACCAUAUUCCUGGUUUUUGUUACAUGCUUGUCAGAAACCUAACAGUGUACACCAUCGAAUAAUAUUUCUGUAGUCACUGCAAAGUAAUGGACUUGUCUGCAGGCAUAGAGCAUUUUACAGUUUUUGUAAUGUAAAGGAUAAAUGUUAAGCAACAAGUACUCUAAAACAUUAUUGAUCCCCUGUAAUGGUUGCUGAAGGUGUUUCAGCUUGUUAUAUAGCUAACUGCUAAGCUUGAUGUUUUGAUACUCCCCACUGAGUAAGGAAUGGUUAUUCCUGUAAAUUGACAGUACAGCAGUGGCAUUUGUUCACUUUUAGACUAUUUUAAUAAAUACAUGUACACACAAACUGGCCAAAUGUCCUGUUUUUACCAAAGAAUACUGUCAAUUUAUGUUGGAGUAUUUUUUUAGUAAAAAAACUUAAGAGUGGAGAGGUGCAAUUUCCGUUCUAUCAAAUAUUUAUCCCAAGCUAUGAUAAACCAAAGUAUUUGACAACUUCAUCUGAACUUAUGUAUAUGUUUAUGUUGGUGAAGCCUAAAACUUUUACAUCAACAUUGUCGUCAUUUUUCUUGAACUCACAAUGCACCUGAAGGGGAAUGAUUCAAAUAAUUUUGUAAUGACUGGAACAGCACUACGUAGAAGCUCAUACUGCAAGGAGUUAAUCUGAAGCACCCAGAAAGCACUUUAAAACAUGUGUUUAUAUGCUUGUGGAAAAUUUGUGAUCCCGUUAUGCAUUCUUUGUACUAGCUUAUCUUCUUUCAUGUGUUAAAAGACUUCAACUGUUAAAAUGGAACUUUGUUUAGAAUAUGUAAAUACGAAGUUUAUGUAAGUAUGUGUACAAAUGUGCUAAUGGUCACUUAAGUUUUGAAUUGUGUGUGUGUCAUUGGAUAUGCAACUCCUGGUUUAAAAUCUGCUCUAAGCAUAAAAAGAGGAAAAAAAAAAAAGUCACCAGCAUGAAAUUGCACCUAAGUGUACCUUCACUGUGUCGUUUUCACUGUUCCCUCAGUUGGAUCUGACUUCCAGAUAAGUUUACUUUAAAUCUUACUUUCAAUCUUAGUAUCAUACAGUCAACCUGCAACCAAACUUUGUCCCAGUGUAGGGACCUGUUUUUGUUUACACCGUUGCAGUUGCUUGUCAUAAACUAGCUGAUGAGAUUCUAGAUGUGACAUUAUCAAUGUGGUCAGGAAUACACGUGCAUUUAAUUUUUUAUCAUGUGGUGGAAUCUUUGGGAAAAAAAAAAAAAUAAAAACCCCAAACCCUUAUCUUAGAAAGCUUGCUCUUGCAUUUGUGUAAAUAAUCUUUAUGGAGAGGAUUUAUUGCUCCCUUAAAACACACAAAAAAUGAAUGAUCUAUUUCUCUACAACUUUUUUUAAAGCUUUGCUUCACUGAAAUAUACAGAGUAACUUGCUAGUGUGGUUAUGCUAAAAAUAAUCACUUUUUAAAUUAUAGUCAACUUGAGCGUUGACUACUCGAGUUGCAGUGUGUUUAUUAAUGAAUACAUUUAUGGUUCUAAAGGCACUAAAAGAGUAUGUUGAGAAUGCAAGUAGUUGAUCCUUCAUUUCUGUUCGAGGAAUAAGCUUUAACUUUAACCUUAUGAUUUUGUUUGGAAAGUCUUAUACAUGUUGUCUUCAAAAGAUGUGCACAAACCAUUGAUUUUUUUUUUUUUUUUUUUUUAACAGUAGGAUUCAAUGUAUGCCAGCAUGAUUCCAGGCUAAUUUGGUUAUAUGGCAGAUAAGUAUUUGAGCCUCAGUCUUAUAAAGUGUUCUUUCGAGACAAUUCUCAUUUCUGCAGAAAGGGCUAUAGAAAGGGCUUACUCAGUAAAUUAUUUUGAAAAAAAUCUUAUGAAGAUCUUUGACCAUAUUUGAAAAGAACAGGGUGUUGGCACUAUGUGGGAAUUAAGAUCUUUGAAUACUUAGCACAACUUGGUGGUUUUGUUGCGUAUAAAUACAUUGUUGUUUUAGAAAGUCAGCAACUGCUCCAGUUUACCAAGAUUGGGAAAUUGAAAUAAUUGUAAUUUCCAUAUAACAUGUUAUCUAACAUUGGAAAAUUUUUAUGUAAAUAAAACAGUCAUCAAUACAUUGACAUAUAGUGCAUGGAGGUUUUUUGCUCUGAGUGGAUCAUUGUAGAACAGAAUUACAAUUUUUAAAAUGAGGGCAUUAAAUCAAAAUCUUCUUAGAAAUCUAUGUUACUGUGGAAUUGGAGAAAAGUAAUGAUGCUAUAUUUUGACUAUAUAUGAGGGUCUGUGGGUUAGGGUUUUUCAUCAGUUUUAAAGGCGUAAUUCUUCUGAAAAUACUCUUAAGAACGUGUAGGCACUUGUCCAGAUAAUUUACUUGUCAGAAUGAAAUUUUUUCUAAAAAAAUAAGUUACAAAGCCAUGUCUUGCAUUUAUGUACUUUAAAUUUUGUGUGUAUUUGAAGACUUGUUUACAAAAUGAUAGUCUUUAGGUCAGAAGCGUAGUCCUUGAAAGACCUGUCUGUGUAUCCUUGGUGUUUGAUAAGAUGAAUUCAAGCCUUGGCUAGACAUCAUCCUGACAGUCACUCACAUCCUUAAGUCCGUAUUUAACUUCAAGGUUCUGCACUACUUAGAAACAAGCAAAGAUUCUGAAUUUCUGUGAUAUAAACCAGGUUUGCUUUAGUCUUCAUGUGCAAGCCAAAACAUUUUCAGAAUGCUUUAAAGCUUGUCUCUGCUGCAAAGUUGCAUGAAGCUGUCAGGUCAGAAGUUACUGAGUACCAGAGAGAUGACUCUGAAGAGAGCGUGCUACUUUUUUUUUUUUUUUUUUUUUUUUUUUUUUCAAAGUUACCUUGAAGUACAGUAUUUAAUGGAAAAAUAUGAACUGGAUCUUCUCAGAGUCUUUCUAACAUAACUAUUUGUUUCCUUUUAAAACCAUUCACAUUUAAAAUUACAAAAGUGCUUUUUGAGUCUCAUUUUCAUAAAAUGUUGUGCCAAACCUUAGUCUGCAAGAAUCUACAUAGCCCAGAUAUAUCUGUUAAGAUGCCUCCAAGCGUGAGGGCGUUCAUGGUCUUUUUUUUGAAGCUACCCAAAGUACACCAAUAUGGUGAACAUUAAUAUAUUAGAAUUCUAAAAAUUCUGACUUCUGUCUGUGUGUGGCAUGCAUUGCAAAUAAAAGGACUAUUUUAUCUGUAUCUUCAGCUGUAUAUAUACAUUAUAGCCAGUUGAUUGGUGUGUGUUUUUGUGCUAUUGCCACACUUGCCUAAAUGGUUGUCUCCUGACUGUGACCAAAGGAGAUUUUUUUUUUUUGUUCAUAAUUGCUUUUUUUUUAAAAAAAAAAAUCUCACAAUAGACAGAAAUCAAAUUGGUUGGCUUUUAAAGUGUUAACUCUUACAAAGCGUGGCAUAACACCUCUAAUUACUCUCCCUUUUUGCAAUACUGAGGUACAGAGAAUCAUUUAGCUUUGCCAUGGGUUGUGUCUACCAAAUGCAGUUGACCUUAAAUGUCUGAAUUUUAAACUUUUUUUCAUUUUUAAUUGAAAAUGCUGUUGAUGAGGGCUUUGAAAAAUAAGUCUUGAUGUUUUCACAGCAAGAUACAUAAAGUAAAUGUUUUGCAAUGAGGUAAGGAUCUCUUUAAGAUGCUUUAUAAGAAGUCUCCAUCUCACUACAUCUUAAAUCAAGACUCUUUAAAAAAAAAAAAAAACACAAACAAAACACCUCUUGAUGACUUUAACCUUACAAUCAUUUAAAGACUGGUAAGAAUUCUGAUGCUUUUACUUAAUUUGCUUGCAUGUGAUCAUACUGAUUUAAGAGUAGUUUUUCAAGAAGCAAAUUUUAAAUCUGUUAUUUCAAUGAAGCAUUGCCAUUCUGUAUUUUUAUAAAAUAUUCCGUUUACAAAAUUGUGUAUCAAUAGGAUGUUAACCUGAUACUGUCUUUAAAUCUAUUGUUAUCAAGGUAACUUGUGUAUAUGCUUUUCAAGCUGAAUAAAUGUUCAUUUUGUAAAUUUGCAUUAAAGCUACAGCUGUUAUCAGCUAGAUUUUUUAGGGCCAACACAAUGUAUUUAAGAGCUGAAGCUCCUGGUGCUUGACCUUUUUUUUUUUUUUUUUUUUUUUCCUGUCUCCAGUAGGAAAAAAAAUACAUAAUUGUAUAUGUGUGAUAUAGCUAAUAUUGCAGACUUCUUUGUUAAGCACACAGCUACACUGACAAGCAGAAACAUAUCUGAAACUUGCUUGUCUGGAGUAAAGCAACCUCUAAUUUCUCAGCAGGAGUUCUAACUUGGUGACACGUUGGCAAAGAAGAAGCAGAAUAAGGUUUUGUUCUUCUCUGAGCAGCUGUUAAAUUGAACAUGGAGUGUGCUUCCUGUGCGAUAAGGUAUAUUAACUUCUUAGAGCCCUGAGCAUUUUAAUAGCUUUUGGAAGAUACAAAAGUACUCAUCUGCUUUGUCACUUCUUGCUUUUGUACUUGUAAUUUUGCAUAAAGCAUGAAGAGGUAUAUUUAUUAAAAUUGAAUCUAUGUAGUCACCUACUGUAUAAGCACUACUUUGUAAUAUCUUCACGGAGAUAGCAAAUUCAUACACGAUUAUAUUUAAACUGUUUUGGGAGAGUGAAUAAUGACACUGUGGGCACAAAUUAAUUCAGAUUGCACUAUAAACUUUCUUACCAGAAGCCUUCAUUCUUACGAAAAAACCUGUGCGAUCCCCUCACAGAAAAACUGUAGCUUUGGUGAUGCACUCUUUGGUAGGUGUCCAAAAAAGCGGCACCCAGACGGUCCCUGGACCUUUUCCCGACAUUCCAGCUGAAGGGGCCCUGGCAGGCCCGCCGGGCACUCGAGGAGUUGGCUGGCAAGCAGGCCGUACCGCGCGUCGCCCGAUGCCAGCACCUUGUGUAACUGCGCUGGUUUAAGUCUCCCUAGCUUAGAUGGUUUUUUAACCCGCUGCAGCUUAAAUGUUUCUCCACCCUGCCUAAUUUGUCUUUGUUAUCUGGUUGCCAAACUGUCUCGCAUCUUAAUAUAGUAAGAAAAUAAUGUGAUUUAUGGCUACCCAACCAGUGUAUUAAGUAAUAGAUGGCUCUGUCUUAAUAAAUGGGGUAUAAACUAC
Messenger RNA from Tyto alba (common barn owl), 8497 nucleotides. RefSeq names its product suppressor of cytokine signaling 5 (gene SOCS5). Gene Ontology annotation, molecular function: 1-phosphatidylinositol-3-kinase regulator activity. Gene Ontology annotation, cellular component: phosphatidylinositol 3-kinase complex. Lineage: Eukaryota; Metazoa; Chordata; Aves; Strigiformes; Tytonidae. Gene Ontology annotation, biological process: positive regulation of proteasomal ubiquitin-dependent protein catabolic process; intracellular signal transduction; cell surface receptor signaling pathway via JAK-STAT. The record is from RefSeq and is a predicted model, not a curated record. The transcript is spliced from 4 exons. Bases 353 to 1963 code for a protein of 536 amino acids.